AUGGAUGGGAUCAGUGUGGAGGAAUGGGGCAAGGAUGCGAAGGAAAUGAGCACGUUCGAGGGGCAGCAGUCGGGGUUGGGGAGGGGGGAGCAGCGUGGCUACCCCCAAGGUCUGGCACUCAUGGACAGCAGCGACCCACGCGCCUGGCUGGCUCCUGUGCAGCCUGGCACCUGCGCGGCACACGCCGAUUACCUGCUGCACUCGCCCGGCUCCAGUGUGGAAGGCGUGUCCCCUUCUCCAGGUCAUAGCUCGAGCUACAGGAAGAGCAGCAAGAGCCCGGCCAAAGUGCGCGAGCUGUGUCGACUUAAGGGGUCUUUGGGAGUGGAUGAUGGCAGACAGAGAGCACCAUCCAGCAAACCAGCUAACGUGGUCCAGAAACAGAGGCGAAUAGCGGCCAAUGCGCGGGAGAGGCGGCGAAUGCACGGACUGAAUCACGCCUUUGACGAGCUGCGCAGUGUCAUUCCAGCUUUCGAUAAUGACAAGAAGCUCUCCAAGUACGAAACGCUGCAGAUGGCACAGAUCUACAUUAACGCACUAUCGGACCUGUUGCAAGGUCCGGGUGCAACAGUGGAUUCGCCAAAGUGCGAGCUGCGGUCUGCCACUGUCUACGAAGGGGCCAGCAGUCCUCGGGGACCAUCAUCCUCUUCUUGUCGGAGAGGGACAGCCACAGGGUACCCAGUGCAGAUUAACGCGAUGCCAUUCCCUUACGAGGACGGAACAUUCACGGCGUUGAUUGGGCAGGAGAUGCUGUCUCCCGCGGGAACACUGAAGUCUGCAUCCGAGGACAGCAAGGACUCGCCCCGGUCGAACCGCAGCGACGGAGAGUUCUCCCCCCAUUCGCACUUCAGUGACUCAGACGAGACGCACCUGGAGCUACAAAGUGAAGAUGAGCUCCCAGAACUCAAACUGCCCAGCCACCAUACUUUCUAA
Megalops cyprinoides (Indo-Pacific tarpon) is the source of this 930-nucleotide messenger RNA. RefSeq names its product atonal bHLH transcription factor 1a (gene atoh1a). Lineage: Eukaryota; Metazoa; Chordata; Actinopteri; Elopiformes; Megalopidae. The record is from RefSeq and is a predicted model, not a curated record. Bases 1 to 930 code for a protein of 309 amino acids. The transcript has a single exon. Gene Ontology annotation, molecular function: protein dimerization activity.